Messenger RNA from Oncorhynchus nerka (sockeye salmon), 5292 nucleotides. Its product is annotated as AP-4 complex accessory subunit RUSC2-like. NCBI's taxonomy places the organism in Eukaryota, Metazoa, Chordata, Actinopteri, Salmoniformes, Salmonidae. The record is from RefSeq and is a predicted model, not a curated record. The transcript has 10 exons. Gene Ontology annotation, cellular component: cytoplasmic vesicle. The coding region runs from base 288 to 4097 and encodes 1269 amino acids.
GUUGGAAACGGCUUGAGUGACAAGACCUGCGCUCUGCGCAUUGGCUAGAGAAGUUGUGACGCAAAUAUACGGCUGACCUGGUCUGGCCUCUGUUUCACCGGCACUGGAAGCGCGACGCACGGACAGUUGGAAAGAAGGAACCGACCUGCAGCAGUUGGGUCUAUUGGCAGUCACAAUUUACAAUAUAAUAACCGAACGAAGCCUUCAAACUACCCGCAACACCGACCGUGUUUUCUUCAGAGAAUGGAGACUCUUGCAGUAAUAACAUCACCUCAUGAGCUGAGAGAAUGAACAGGACGGCUAGCCUAUCAGGGGAUACCCUGAUUGCGUGUCACUUCCCCCUGGUGCAGCUUCCCCCCUGGCAGCUUCCUGUGCAGGCAGCUCUGUGCAGUGGCUCUGCCAGCUCUGCCAAGCAGCCUGGUCGGCUGUGCUCCAGCUCCGUAGGUCUGACCCGUGCCGCCUCCCUCCCCGAGCAGGACAACCUCCACAGAGAGCCCUUCCACAGCAGCCUCAGACACAUCUCCUCCAGCUACUGGAGCCUCAAGGAGGACCGGAGCGAGGAGGAGGGGGACGGGGAGGGGGGCAGCGACAGCAGCGGGAGGUGUGACUCUGGAUCCUCACCAGAGGAGGUGUCACAGAUGACCAUCUCCCAAAGACAUAAAGAUCAACCUGUAGUUAAAGGUUCUUUACGGUCACACAACUCCUUCCUCCCGAAUGAAGGGGUGGAAGAAGAUGAUGAGGAUAGUGAUGGAGAUAACCUGCACAGAUACCACGAGGACCCUUUUUUUGUGCUGCAGCUGCAUGGGAACUCUAACUGGGCCCUGAGUAAUGCUGGGAGGCGGUUCUCCAAACCUUCUAGCCAAUCAGCCAGUCAGCAGAACAAUGACAACAAGGGUAGUACUGUGUUGUUGGACUAUGGGGAGCAGGAGAGAGUAGUGGAUAUUGAAGAUAAUAUGUUCACAUGUGGUAAUGAGAGCUACUGCUUCAGCUAUGGCCAACCAAAAUGUUUCCCUGAGUCUUUCUCUGAGGGUCAUUUAGAGUAUGUCACAGACUCCUCCUGCAACAGCUCUGAUGGAGUUCUCGUCAACUUCAGCGCCAUCUACAACAAGAGUAACAACCCUGCCACCCCAAAUGACCUCAGCUGUCCUGCAGUGCAGUCCUCCCAGCCAGUAGAGGGCUCUGUCUUCCUAAACCUGCACCCAUUCUCCCAGGAGUCCCAGGGGCCUCAGGCUGCUGGACCCAGUCAGGGGAGCCGAAAAACCUCCUCUCCUCAUGACAUGGGGACUUCUGCCCCCUGCUGGUCACCGCAGGCGCUGGACUCCAACUGUAACAUCUACCUUCCCGAUGCCCAGAGCCUCCUGUCCUCUCUGGAGGGCUCUGACCUCACUUCCUGUCUCCAGAGCCAGGCCAGGCUGCCCACAGGGACCACCCAGAAGUACUACAAGCUGGUGACUUGUGACCUCUCAUCCCAGUCAGCCUCGCCUAGCCCGGCCUUGUCCAGCACCACCAGUGUCACUUCAGAGGGCCACUACGUCCUCUUCAAUAAGGCCCGGGGAGAACAGGGCCGGGGGAACAAACAGCAGGAAGAAGGCUCAGACAAAGAAGGGAGGAGAGCUGCCCCAUUGCACCGUCCUCGCUGUAUGAGCUGGGACUCCCAACAUGUCACCUCCUUCUCUGAGAUUGCACACUGUAAGAGACAUACAGAAAGCUGUCAGAGCUCCAGCCACUCCCACACCUCUCAGGACCUUUGUCCCAUCCAGGAGGCAGUUUCCCUGGGCCAGAAUAGCAGCCACUCCCCCCUACUCCUGAGUCCCAACCAAGGCAGUAGCACUGUGUCCAACCACCCUUCUGUGUCACCAGACCAUGAGGCGGAGGAGGAGGGGGCGUGUUCAUGGGCAACUCCUGUAGUGCGGUACAGUAAGGCUCAGAGGCCCAGCUCCCUGCCCAUCCAGCCCUUUGUCCUGCUUCCCCCAGCGGGUAAACCUCAGAGCCAGCCCCUGGGCACCCUGCUGGACCAGUACAUCAGCCACAAGAACACCAAGCCCAGCUCCCAGCCAGGGUUCAAGUGCAAAGGCAACAGACUCCUGACCCACCUGCGUCCUUCACCGCUGGGCAGCUAUGGAGCCAUCCUCCUGGAGGGCCCCUCUAGCUCUGAUACCUGCUCCACCUGCACCCCCAGUCCAGAACACUUCCAGUCCAGACGCAACUGGACACACUCCAGUCCUUACAGGCCCUACAGUAGCCAUGGCUUUACUUUUACCAGUCCAAAACAAGCUCACAUAAGCACAAUACAAUCUAAUACCGAACUACUAACCCAGGUUCAUUCAUGCCAGGACCAGCUCUUUGCAGACCUAGACCAAAGCUAUUCCAGCCCAGGACAGGCCCACAGUAGCCCAAACCAGUCUCAAUGUAAAGAUUCAACCAAACGUAACCAAGGUAUGGCUCAGAUCUACCAAGAUCUCAUUCGCCGGUUUCCAGAGCAGCAGAGCCCCAGACCAGUCCUCCUGACCCACAGCCCUGACUGCCCCAUAAACUCCCAUGUAGCAACCAUGUCCCCCUCUGCCAGUCACACUCCUCAUCCAGACCUGCUGGUGUCCUUCUCUCCAGACACACCCUUACCGCCCCACAAGAGAACCCCACUAACCUCAAUACCUAAGGCUGGGUCUGCAGCUUCUCACUAUAGCCUGACAGCUGCUCUCUCCUCAGUGGCCCAUAUGUCCUCUCUGAGCACCAUCCUGCAGCCCCAGGUGUUAGCAGGGCCCAGUGUGAAGCAGCAACAGCACUGCGACUCCUUCAGCCUGAGUGACAGUUGGCCACCUGUGGAGUUCUGCCUGUCACCUGAAGCCUCCUACGAGUCUCUGUCCAUCAGCCAUCUGCAGAGGAGAGGUCUGCUGAAAUCUGUGAGCUUGGCAGUGGAUUUGAUCAUGGCUCAUUUUGGCACCAGUCGAGAUCCUGGGGAAAAGGUGUGGCUAGGUACCACCAUUGGUGGUCUUGUUCUGGAGCAUCUGUGUCCCACCAUCCAGAACAUUCUGCAGGAUGGUCUCAGGGACCACAAACUGGACCUGAUCAUCGGUCAGCGACGCAACCAUGCCUGGAACGUGGUGGAGGCCUCCACUCACACAGGCCCUACCACCCGGGUGCUCCACAGCUUGCUGUCCAAGGUGAGGCAGUGCUCCCUGCUGACCAGCCACUGUAUGAAACUACGAGCCUUCAUCAUGGGCCUGCUCAACCUGAGGACCUUGGAAUUCUGGCUGAAUCACCUCUACAACCAAAAAGAGGUGGUGAAAGAUCACUACCAUCCAUGGGGUUUCCUCGCCAUGUCACAGGGGCAGUGUCAGCCUCUGUUCCAGGAGCUCCUCCUCCUGCUGCAGCCUCUCUCCAUGUUACCCUUUGAUCUCAACCUGCUGCUGGAGCCCCGCCUGCUACACAACAGACAGCUCUGCUCUGAGGAACAAUCUCCACCAUGCUCCACUUUUCUCAUGACCAGUUGUCCCCUGUUGAAAGGAGACAGAGAAGACAGACAGGGGGCGUAUAGCUCUAUGGAUGGACCCAGGGAGAACAGCAGGCCAACAGGUGAACCACACCAGCUGGUACAGCAUCUUCAGGGGUCCUCCCAGGUCUCAAAGGCCAUGGGUCAGGAGAAGAGGGUGAGGCCUGUAGGUGAGUCUAGCAGGAGCCUGUGGUCAGCCGCUAUUCCAGGGUGUUGGCAGAGACAACCUUCCCACGCAGAGAGGGGGGAAUGUGGACAGAUUUACAAGCAUGUCAUCCACCCUGAGUCUCAGCAGAGGAUGGAGGGGAGGAGAGAAGAGGUGACUUCACAGGAGGGCAGGAGGGAGGGAAGGGGUCCAGAGACCCCCAGGAUGACGGCAGACCCCCAGGAUGAUAGCCCUUCCCAGGGUGGGCUACGCUGGGCCAAGCUCUUUGGAUCAGGAAGGGACCACCAUGCCAGGACACAGAGGGCACCCAAAAACCCCAAUGGGACACAGACCCAGAAAAGGAGACCUUCACAGUGGCUGCAGUUGGACAGUUCUCAGCUGGGCCUAUUGGCCCAUACAGUAUGGUCAGGGAAACAGCCUGACCGGAAACACCAAACAUAGACCUAGUGCCCCAGGACCACAAUGGAGAGGGGUAGGGAGAAGAAAAGAUACACUACCAAAAAUGUCAACUGCAUGAUCCUGAGUCAGUCUUAUAGUGCAAAGUGUUACACACAGACACCUCAGCUAGAACACACUCACACUGGACAGAAAAGCACAGUAGACCAUUUGUUACUGUCUGAGCAUGGGUGAUACAUUUACCCAAAUGUCAUUUUAAGGCAAUAACAACUCUACGAUGUUUAGUUAUAUUUACACGUGCUUCUGUUCAUCUGUCAUGAAUUGGGAUUCAUGCAAUAGAUUCUCUCUGUGCACCUGUCAAUCAAACUGUGGUCAAUGAGAGGCUCCACCUAUGCUACAGUCUUGCCUUAGGAUCUGAAAGCCUUGUGGACCAGCCCAGACUCUUCAUAAGAAACCAAUUAGUAUUUCAUGGAGCUGCAUGCAUACCAUAGAGUAGCAUCCUAUUCUCCUAAUAGUAUCAAUCUGUCCUCUGCCUUCCAACCCCUAUGCCCUGUCUAUUCUAUGUGCGAAUGGAAUGUCAACAAAAAAAUGCAGAAAGGCAAUCUUUACUAGCCAUGUUAACUAGUGCCAAAUAUUAUGCCACUCAGCAGCCUUGUACAGUGGCUUAUCUUCCAAAAUGAGGUUGCCUUCAUAUUCAACUAGACAAAGUCAAUACAUGUUUGUGAGGUAAUCCAGACUAGCAAGGUAAGAUUUCUGUGCAUGUGUAUAAAAAAAAUAAUAUAUGUACGUUCAAGGAGUCAUUAGGUGCUAAUUUAAUCCUAAUACUUUGUGUGGUUCUUCUUCCUACAUCAAUAUCCUAAUAUAUUUUUUUUUAUGAUAGAGAAGUAGAGUUUUGUAAAUAUUUAGGUAAUCAAAUUCUAGAAUUGUGGAACCGUUAGUCUCCAAAUCGAGUGUGUCGUGUUCACAAUAUUAAGCGAUCAUGGUGUGUUUCAGGUGUACACUGUUUUGAUAGGCCAGUAGUACUAAGCUAAGGAGUAAAAUAAAGUUUGAAAUUGCUUGACAGGAAUGACUUGGUUAUUAUAACCUCUGCAAUAAUGUGAAAGUGAGUUUAUCAAACCCCUCUCAUCUUUCCUCCCCAACCUAACUGUACUUAACCCUACAACCUCAGAAGAAUGCACCCUCUGAGUGGAAGUUCCCUGUGACAAUCAACCUUUGCAAAUAAAGAUAAAUCAAUAAGUUA